UAUCAUCGUGUUGCUUGAUCGUGUUAUUCGUUUAUAUUACUCUAAAUGCUUCUUUGACGGGGAAAGCAGGGAUUUUGCCGUAUCAAUUUGUAAAAGACAAUUGAGAUUGCUAAAAAAUUGGUUUUGAAAGACUCAUCGAUAUACAGAAUGGCUCAUAUGACGGGCGCUAACACGACUCCUUUAGGUAGACUUCACCCGGUGCUGGCGGGCAAACAAAAUGUUGAACUGGAAAAACCUGGCUAUAAACGACCUUCUGUAGACACUAAAACAGGGGAUAGAAAAAAGAAAAAGCGAAGUAGAUGGGGUACAGAGGAUAAAAAAAUGGUAAUUCCUGGCAUGCCAACAACACUGCCACCAAACUUAAAUCCAGAACAACAAAAGGCUUAUAUUUAUCAGCUGAGAAUUGAGGAAAUUAGCCGUAUGCUAAGAACAGGCGAGCUUGGUAUCCCAGAAAAUCCAGAAGACAGAUCACCAUCUCCAGAGCCCAUUUACAAUACUGAGGGAAAACGUCUUAACACAAGGGAUUUCAGAGUAAGGAAAAGGCUAGAAGAAGAACGUCAUGUAAAGAUCCAAGAAGCAUUAAAGCUAAAUCCAGACUUCAAGCCUCCAGCUGAUUACAAACCUCCCAUCAUUAAAAUACAAGAUAAAGUUAUGAUUCCUCAAGAUGAAAAUCCAGAAGUUAACUUUAUUGGCUUAUUAAUUGGACCAAGGGGGAACACAUUAAAGAACAUGGAAAAAGAGAGUAAUGCAAAGAUAAUGAUAAGAGGAAAAGGAUCUAUCAAAGAUGGAAAGGUUUGGCAAAAAGGUGGUAACAUUAACCAGCAAAACUCUGGUGAAGAUGAAGAAUUGCAUGCCUUGGUUACUGGACCAACCCAUGAAUCUGUUGCUAAAGCUGUUGCUAUGAUUCAAGACAUAUUAAAGCAAGGUAUUGAGGCACCAGAAGGGCAAAACGAUUUAAAGCGAAUGCAGUUAAGAGAGCUUGCGGCCCUGAAUGGAACAUUACGAGAAGAUGAACUGCUCAGUCGAUGUAGAAAUUGUGGUGCUGCAAACCAUCGUCACUGGGAAUGUCCAGAACAAAGGAAUGUUACAAACAGUGUAAUUUGUACAAAAUGUGGAGGAGCUGGUCAUCUAGCAAAUGAUUGUGUACAGAAGGAGGGAAUUGCACCUAUACCCAACAUACAAGUUGACAAAGCAAAGAUGGACAGUGAAUAUCUUUCUUUAAUGGCUGAACUAGGAGAAGGACCACCACCACCCCCUGUAGUUGCUGCACCACCACCUCCACCACCACCAAUAGAGGUUGCACCUCUUCCUGUUCCAGCCAAGCCACCAUUAGCAAAUCCAGCACCAGCUGCCCCUUGGAAUGCACCUAAACCAUUAAUGAGUACACCAGUACCAAGACCAAAUAUACGACCACCUGCUAAUGGGUCAGGAGGGCCACCUCAACCACCAUGGAGCAAGCAGCAAGGUCUAUUACCUCCCCCUGGUCAUCCACAUGGAAUAAAUACACCCAGGGUACCUUUCCAGUCUCCUGUUAGCAGUGUUCAGGCACCACCACCACCACCGGCCACAGGAACUCAAGCACCUCCAUGGCAGACUUCUGGAAACGUCCCUCCAUGGCAAGUAGGCCGCCCUCAAGGAUUCGCUCCACCACCACCGCCACCACCAACAUUUACACAGUUUCAACCUCCUCCCCCUCCUCCACCAACAGACAGUCCAUGGGGAAGCCAGUCAAUUAUGGCAGCACCACCGCCACCACCCCCUCCUCCUCCAUCUUCAUAACACCAAACAAGACAAUUGUCAUUUCAUUUGUAAAAACAUAUUUUUUAUAACCGUCAACCUUAAGCUGUGAUUACAAUCAACGUGUUAUGCAGUUCUAAUCGUUAGGGAUAAAUUUCCCUUGCAUCUUCACUAUGAUCCAAAUUGAGUCUGCCAAAAUAAAUGCAGCAAAUUUGGAUUCCUCUUUACAAUGCUGUAAAGGUAUCAUACCUUCUAACCUGUUCUGUUUUGUGUACUGGUAUCAUUUUUGUCUGGAAUAGUAGAACUAAAUUAUAUUGAAUUUCAUGGAUAGUGAAAAACAUGUUGUCCCAUGACACAGAAAUACAGGGCAUUCCUGGAAGCUGGAUUCCAAGGUUCUGGAUUCAAGAUUUCCAGUUGCUGUUUCUGGAUUCCAUGAAAAAUUUCACAAGGAUUCUGGAUUUCACCAUAUGGGUUUCAAAAGGCAAAGUACCAUAGCUUUUUUGUCAUCAUUGACUCACUAAUUUGGGUUCCUCAAUGGAUUCCAUUUCCAUUGUAUGCAUUCCGUAUUCGAGAAACAGCAUUUUGUUGGAUUCCAGAUGCUGUGUCAUGGGCUGAAGCCAUAGAAGAAGUACAAUUAUCRUAAUAUUACAUGAAAUAUACUUAUGUUUCUUUCUUUUGAAAAUUUGCUUUCAUUUGUGGUACCUCAUUUAUAUUUAGGCUAAAUAAAAGUUAUUUUAUAUGAUGAUUUACUUUUGCGAAUGAUAAAAACCGUAUUACAUGGUUGCUAGGUGAUAUGGAUUUCAUCUUUUGCUUCUUGUGAAAGAUCUUAUCAAUUUGUUAAGAUAAAAUCCAUAACUGUGUGUUUCCAUGUAAUAUUCUCUAUUUCUUGCACAAGUAUGUCCUUUUUGUUUUGCAGAUAAGUGUUUUUUACUGUUCUUUGUAACAACUUCUUUGUAUAUAAGAUAUUCUUAAUAUGUUGUAAUUCUGUGUACUGAAAAGAUUGAUGAAUUCAUUAGUUAUUAUAUAAAUAUCUCAUACAGUAAAUGCAAGAUGGUUUUGUUGAAGCAAAAAUUGUGAAGCAAAAUCAAAUGGUUAUUAAAGUGUAUAACGAAAACGUUAUUGACUAAUAGAAUAAUUAUAAUCAGUCUACUUCAUAACAUGUCAUAAGUUAAAAAGACACGAUGUGGCUGAUUGGUAGUUUUUUAAAAUGUCAAGGAYAAUCUUUCGGAAAUCUAUAUAUUGAACAUAUUACCUAAACUGUUCUUAAGUGUUCGUACCAUUUAUUGUCUUAACAAACAGUCCAGUGAGCCUUGAUGCAGUAACAGUCUAUGUUGUGUAACCAACUUUGAAUCAAUAAUUUCCAGUUUGUAAUAACAUGCUUUCUAGUGUCUAGCCUUCAUAUUUAACUAUAUUUAUAAAUAUUUAGUGAAUUGUGUCAGUAAUAAAUACUGUAUGCUUACCUUA
Messenger RNA from Exaiptasia diaphana, 3201 nucleotides. Its product is annotated as splicing factor 1. The record is from RefSeq and is a predicted model, not a curated record. Gene Ontology annotation, molecular function: mRNA binding; zinc ion binding. Lineage: Eukaryota; Metazoa; Cnidaria; Anthozoa; Actiniaria; Aiptasiidae. The transcript has 16 exons. The coding region runs from base 148 to 1779 and encodes 543 amino acids. Gene Ontology annotation, cellular component: nucleus. Gene Ontology annotation, biological process: regulation of mRNA splicing, via spliceosome.